Messenger RNA from Aspergillus fijiensis CBS 313.89, 921 nucleotides. RefSeq names its product LysM peptidoglycan-binding domain-containing protein. Lineage: Eukaryota; Fungi; Ascomycota; Eurotiomycetes; Eurotiales; Aspergillaceae. The record is from RefSeq and is a predicted model, not a curated record. The transcript has 2 exons. The coding region runs from base 1 to 921 and encodes 306 amino acids.
AUGUCUCCAAGAUCCCUCACGGCAGGUCGUCUUCUACUCGAGCAGCUACACCUGGCAUGGGGUAUGGCCAUCGCCCCGCGCCAGCAAGUGAUUUGCACCUAUGAGACGGCAGCCAGCUCCGGAGAUACUUGCCACUCUUUCUCGGCGGAUUGGGGCUUGGACGUGCAAACCUUCGAGUCUCUCAACCCGGGCAUCACCUGCCCGGCCCUCGUGGCCGGUCAGAACUACUGUGUAGUCGGCACAGCUUUAUCUGGUGGAUCGACUACAAGCUCCUCCUCAACUCUCACUACCUCCACGUCAACAAUGACAUCGCUAUCCUCAUUGACUCCACAUCAACCGCAACAAACCGGCACCGCCGCCAAUUGCGACCAAUUCUAUCUUGUUCAGAUUAAAGACUUGUGCAAAAAGAUCGAAGCCCAGUUUGACAUCAGCGCAACCCAGCUCCUUAAGUGGAACCCAUCUGUCGACUCUGGUAGGUCCUUCCAUGUUCUCCGAUCAGUGUCCACCGGCAUGACCGACAACUGCAGCAAGUUUGACCUCAUUCAAUCCGGUGACAGCUGCGAAGCCAUCGCCGUGAAAUACGACAUUCAACUGUCCACCUUCUACACCUGGAACCCGGCGGUCGGCUCGUCCUGCGCCGACCUUGACGUGGGCUAUUAUGUCUGUGUCGAGACCCUGGACUACACAGCGCGGACGACCACGACAACCGCCACCGGCAAAGCCAUCACUAUCCCGACGCCUUUCGAGCCCGAAAUGGUGGCUGGCUGUACCGCUUUCUAUUUCGUCCGCUCGGGCGAUACGUGCCCGUUCAUUGCUAGCAGUCACGGCAUCACCGUCGCCGAUAUUGAGGAGUGGAACCCCAAAGUCGGGUCCGCCUGCACGGACCUCUGGUUGGAUGAGUACAUCUGCGUGGGCGUCUGA